UUCAGACCUGCUCCCAGAGAAGGCAGAAACACCUCAAAGCCUGCAUGUAAGAACAUCUACUGAGAAAUUAUUUUUAAGCAGACACCAGCUGAGUGGGGGGAAGAGAAAGAACCGAGAAGCAAAAACAAAACUCCCUUGAUCUUGGAUGUAAGAGAACCCAGCAGCGAUGAACUGGCCCUUCUUCGGAGCAGCUGUGGUGCUGUUCAUUUUCCUGGUGGUGCUGGAAGUUAACAGUGAAUUUAGAAUCCAGGUCAGAGAUUAUAACACUAAAAAUGGCACCAUCAAGUGGCUUUCCACUAGGAGGCAAAAGCGUGAGUGGAUUAAGUUUGCUGCAGCCUGCCGUGAAGGUGAGGACAACUCAAAGAGGAACCCGAUCGCCAAAAUUCACUCAGAUUGUGCUGCAAACCAGCAAGUUACAUACCGCAUCUCUGGAGUAGGAAUUGAUCAACCACCUUAUGGAAUCUUUGUUAUUAAUCAAAAAACUGGUGAAAUUAAUAUAACAUCCAUAGUUGAUCGAGAGGUCACCCCUUUUUUCAUUAUCUAUUGUCGGGCUCUGAAUUCACUGGGCCAAGAUUUAGAGAAACCUCUUGAGCUUAGAGUCAGGGUUUUGGAUAUAAAUGACAACCCUCCAGUAUUUUCUAUGUCUACUUUUGUCGGAGAAAUAGAAGAAAAUUCUAACGCAAAUACACUGGUGAUGGUACUCAAUGCUACUGAUGCAGAUGAACCAAAUAAUUUGAACUCAAAAAUAGCCUUCAAGAUCAUAAGACAAGAACCUUCAGAUUCACCAAUGUUUAUCAUCAACAGAUAUACUGGAGAAAUUCGAACAAUGAAUAAUUUUCUAGACAGAGAGCAAUAUGGCCAGUACUCUCUAGCUGUAAGAGGCUCAGACCGAGAUGGUGGGGCAGAUGGUAUGUCAGCAGAGUGUGAAUGCAACAUUAAAAUCCUCGAUGUCAAUGAUAAUAUACCAUACAUGGAACAGCCAACAUAUUCCAUAAGCAUUGAAGAAAACACUCUGAAUUCAAAUUUGCUCGAGAUUAGAGUAAUAGACUUGGAUGAGGAGUUCUCAGCUAACUGGAUGGCAGUCAUUUUCUUCAUCUCUGGAAAUGAGGGGAAUUGGUUUGAAAUAGAAAUGAAUGAAAGAACAAAUGUGGGAAUUUUAAAGGUUGUUAAGCCCCUAGAUUUUGAAGCUAUGAAUAAUCUGCAACUUAGUCUUGGUGUUAGAAAUAAAGCUGAAUUUCAUCAAUCAAUUAUGUCUCAAUAUAAACUCACAGCAACCGCAGUCUCUGUGACCGUGUUAAACAUAAUUGAAGGCUCAGUGUUCCGUCCAGGUUCAAAGACAUUUGUAGUAAAUAGUAAUAUGGGACAAAACUAUAAAAUAGGAGACUAUGUAGCUUUGGAUCUCGACACAGGUCGGCCUUCAACAACUGUUAGAUACGUAAUGGGAAGAAAUCCAGCUGACCUGAUCGCUAUUGACUCAAGAACAGCCGUAAUUACUUUGAGAAAUAAAGUUACUAUGGAACAAUACAAAAUACUUCAGGGAAAAUACCAAGGAACAAUUCUAUCUAUAGAUGAUGCUCUUCAAAAAACUUGUACUGGUACAAUUAUUAUCGACCUUGAAAAUGGUGGCUGGGAAACUGAUCAUCCAAAUUUGAAUGGAAGUACCACCAGUGAAAAUGGCCCUACUUCUGGCGAUGUUACCACUAAAGGCUACUUAACUGGUGUUGGUAUUGGCACAAAUACUUUAGCUGUUGGCACAAAUGAUUACAAUGUAGAUCAACCUAGUAUUUAUCAGCCAGGAGGAGAUAAUGUACAUUUUGGUCCUGCUGGCAUUGGACUACUCAUCAUGGGAUUCUUGGUCCUAGGAUUGGUCCCGUUCUUGCUGAUCUGCUGUGACUGUGGAGGCGCCCCCAGCGGCAGGGCUGGCUUCGAGCCUGUUCCUGAAUGUUCCGACGGAGCAAUUCACUCGUGGGCAGUGGAAGGUGCACAGGCCGAUCCUGGGGCUCUGACCAAUACCGGUGUACCAUGCAUACCAGCCACUAAUGCAAAUGUAAUUGAGUAUGCUGACAACUCAGGAGUUUACACAAAUGAGUAUGGUGGCAGAGAAAUGCAAGAUCUGGGAGGAGGAGAAAGAACAACAGGAUUUGAACUAACAGAAGGAGUUAAAAUGUCAGGAGGACCUGAGAUAUGUCAAGAAUAUCCUGGAACACUAAGAAGAAAUUCUAUGAGGGAAUGUAGAGAAGGAGGGCUGAAUAUGAACUUCAUGGAAAGUUACUUCUGCCAGAAAGCAUAUGCUUAUGCGGAUGAAGACGAAGGACGCCCAUCCAAUGACUGUCUGCUCAUCUAUGAUAUUGAAGGUGCAGGCUCCCCUGCGGGCUCUGUAGGCUGUUGUAGCUUCAUUGGAGAAGACUUGGAUGACAGCUUCUUGGAUACACUGGGGCCGAAGUUUAAGAAGUUGGCGGACAUCAGCUUGGGAAAAGACGUUGAACCAUUUCCAGACUCUGAUCCGUCUUGGCCACCCGACAGCACUGAGCCGGUCUGCCCUCCGCAGGGAACAGAGCCCAUUGGUAGUGGACACCCACCCAUCUCCCCACGUUUCGGCACCACCACCGUCAUCUCUGAGAACACCUACCCCUCGGGACCUGGGGUACAGCAUCCGACGCCGAUUCCUGAUCCUCUGGGCUAUGGUAAUGUCACCGUGACGGAGUCUUACACCUCCUCGGGCACUCUGAAGCCCUCUGUCCACAUUCACGAUAACCGGCACGCAUCAAACGUGGUGGUGACGGAGCGGGUAGUCGGUCCAAUCUCUGGUGCCGACUUGCAGGGGAUGUUAGAGAUGCCUGACUUGAGAGACGGGUCAAACGUGAUAGUGACAGAAAGGGUCAUAGCACCAAGUUCAAGUCUGCCCACCACUCUGACCAUCCCUGACCCUAGGCAGUCUUCGAAUGUAGUAGUGACGGAAAGAGUGAUCCAGCCAACUUCCGGCAUAGUGGGCAAUCUGAGCAUGCACCCUGAGUUAUCAAACACCCACAACGUGAUUGUGACAGAGAGGGUAGUUUCCGGCUCCGGCAUCACGGGCAGCAGCGGCCUGCUGGGCAGUGCGGGUGGAGGAGGUGGUGGCGGCAUCGGGCUGGGCAGCCUAGGAGGUGGCGGGGGCCUGAGCAGCAGCUUAGGGGGAACAGCCACCAUCGGCCACUUGAGGGGUUCCUCUGAGCAUCACUUUAGCAACACCCUCGGUUCCGCAUCCCCUACCACAACCCGGAGUCGAAUCACAAAGUACAGUACAGUUCAAUAUACCAAGUAGCCAGGGACCCCAGCGUGCUUUUUUCACCAUCAUUGUGAUUUAGGUUCAAUUCCCAUCAGCACAAUACUAACAGUGUGAUUUAGGAUGCACAACCACGUGCUAAGAAAAUUGUGGCAUACGGUGAGACACCACAGUGAGAAAAAUCGAUGGAAACAGUGCCGUUGGGCAAGAGCUCUCCUGAGCCUUUGUAACUUUUUUUUUUUUUUUGUAUAUUAAUACUAAGGCAAUCAUGACCAUGAACUAAAACUUGAGACAGGGGCUUCUUUGUGCCUGUAGGGUCUUCUGUGCUUUUGUGUGGCCUCUAGUGUAUCUCCAGCGCGUGGAAGGAAACACUGACCUUAGAAGGCAAUUGUCAUCAUUCUCCUUGCUUGGUUUUGAAAUUUCAUAUAGCUCAGGCAAUAUUUCUAAAAAACUAAACAUGCAAUAUACACUCAAGUAUGUGCCCCAAAUGCCUGGUCUGGCCAGUGUCACAGAGGAUAUAAAUAAAAGCCCAACCACAUAUUUAGACUGGGGUUAACCAUUAAAGAGGGCUUCCCUCACAGCUCAGUGGGGGAAGAAUCUGCCUGCAAUGCAGGAGACCUGGGUUCGAUCCUGGGUCAGGAAGAUCCCCGGAGAAGGGAAUGGCAACCCACUCCAGUAUUCUUGCCUGGAAAAAUCCCAUGGACAGAGGAGACUGGGUGCACUACAGCCCAUGGGGUCACAAAAAAUCUGAUACAACUGAGCUACUAACACUUUCACUUUCAGUUUAGCCAUUAAAGAAUAAAAUCCUGGCUACACAUCCAAGUCCACAAGCGACCAACCACUCCUACCUUAAUAAGGGCACUAUAUGAAACAAACCUCAAAUUAGGAAAUGUUUCCUGGGAGGGAAAUUCCCUAAGAGAGCGGCAGCCGAGUGAGACUGACUAGGCGCUGAACUGGCGCUGUGUGAGCCUGGAUCCCGCGCUGGAGCUUCAGCUACAAUUCCUAUGGAGUCAAGGACUUCUCUAAUUCUAGUUUGUGUUUAGUGGUAGAUGCAAUAGUGAUGAAUAUCGUAUUCUGGUGAGGUUGCAUGGCAUCACACUCAUUUCUCCCUUUACUGCUGUGACUCUGACCUGAUAAAGGAGAACCUACCAGGUGUUGUUCUCAGACUGAAGCAGUAACGCUUGACACGGUUGUCAUCACUAGUGGUAAAUCAUCUUCCAAAGAAGCAGAUGGGAACUGCGUUGCAUUUUCAGACAGUGUUUUUAGUGUUAUUCCUUUAUAUUUCCAGCUCUUUAUUACACAUUUUCUACGUUAAAAUAAAGGAUUUGGGAGGAGCUGUGAGAAAAAGCCUGCAGUAUAGUUAUGCUUUGGGGAGGUUAUUUGAAGGGGAUCUAAAAAAAUUGUUUUUAGAAAAUGUAAAAUGUUUAAUGGGGGGAGCUAGAAUGUUUCAGUAAAUUAAUACCAUACUACUGGUUUUAACUGAGUUUCGUACUUUUUAAAACAACCCUCUGCUGCUAUUUUGAAGAGAUCAACUAGGAACUUUUAACAGAGUUGAUGAUAUUGUGUUAACAUGAGUGAAGUUGUACUAGACAAACCAUUUUCUUACUUUAUUCCACCCUCAAACUGAAUUUUCUCACUAGCCUAAAUUUUACAUUCCUGAUUUGUCAUAAGCUCUUGGAUUAUCUAUGCUCCAAUUUAUAAAUAGUUUCCAAAUUAUAUAUUAUGAUAUAUUUUUAUAACUUCAAAAUUUUAGUAAUGUGCUAUUUAUGAUAAGUCAUUUCUGUGAAUUUGCUAUAUAGUGUUACCUGGUUAAAAAUCUCUGAAUAGAAUCAAAGCAUUCUUAGAGGUAAAUUUACUAUUGUAUGGUAGAGGCAUUUUUUUCUCUUUUCUAAAUUCAAUGUUAAUAUGUGCUCACUAAUGUGAAACUAGAUAUGACAAAAAUCUUUUAAGGAUUAGUCUGCCCCAAUUACUCAAUUUUCCAGAGUGUUAUAAGAUCAAAGAAUAGUUACUGGACUUUGAACACUUGUCAAAGGGGGAUUGUGAGUGAAUUAUUUUACCCAGAGCUAUUUUGCUCUAUGUUACAGCAAAUGGUAUCAAUAUUUUCAAAUCCACAAUAUACAUCUUAUAUUGACUCUGUAGACUAUGUAAAAUUUUGAUAGUCUUUAGCAUGCCAAAAUGCAGAGGUGUAAAUAAAAUCAUUCACAGGGAGUCUUUCUUUUAUUUCUCUCAUUUUAGAGGUUCCAUUAAUAAUGGGUAAUCUUUCCAGAAAUAAAGCAUACUUGAGACGCCCGGAUCCAGGAGUUUGAAGAAAUAAAAAUAAUUAUUAAUUAAUUGCUAGUAUUUGUCACUUUGAUAUGACAUAUCAUACAGAAGUGUUUUCUUAAGACUCCUGAUAUCUUCCAGAGGCAUUUUUUAGAUAAUCUAACAAAUGCCAGAGUGACUAUCCUUAAUAACUUUUGUUAUUAAGAUCCACUAGUUACAUAAAAUCAUGGGAGAUACAAAAAAAAAAUGGCAGUAUUAGUCAUCAAUCUUCCUAGGAAGAUAGUUUCAAAAUGAAUUUUUUUUUCAGGAUUACACAUUGAUGUUCUAAUUCUUUAUCCCUAAAUUUUAAAAUUACCUUUUUAAGACAGCAACCAUUCUAAGUCAUUUAAAGGCAUGUAAUUUUUUUUUAAAUGAUCAGCCUUUAGGAAGAAUUUAAUCCUUCUCUUUAGAUGCUUUACUCUAAUUCAUAUACCUUGUACCAUUCCAUAGAUGUAAAGAUAUGAAAAUAUCUUUAUAAGUGAAUAGUUAUAUUUCAAACCCAUAUUGCAAGCUGAGUCUCAGAUCAGCUGGCUCCUAACAAAAGAGAAGGAAUAAAGAGUUAUUUAUAUGUUAUGUAUAUAUAGUUUGAAAAUAAAGUGUUUAAUAUUUACAAAACAUCCUACUCUCCAAAGAUGUAGUCCUCAGGGACAAAAAUUAGUGUACUACAAAUACUUUAAUAUCAAUCAAAAUACCAUUUUGAGCUAAUUUUGACAUUGAAUUUCAAAUAUAUCUGCUAGGUAGUAUUAGCUUGCCUGAUGUAACAAUAUUUGCACUGAAAAAUUUACAGAAAAAGUAUCUAUUUGGGGUUAUUUAUAGGCCUUCAUCUGGACAUCUGCUCUACAUUUUUGUAUAAAGUUUUUAGCCUCAUAAUCUUUAUUCAAUGUACUAUUCUGACACAAUUUUAAUUAUAUAGCUUCAAAAAUUACAUAUUCACUCUGGAUGUUUCCAGUUGCUACAUACACAAUUCAUUUCUAAUUUUAUACCAAUAUUUGAAUGUCAGUCAGGGUAUAACAUACAUGACAGCCUUUGACUUUAGCAGGAUUUAAAGGUGUUGUAAUCUUGGCUAAAACGGCCCUCACUUUUUCAGGAAAACGUAUGAAACCCAGAACAAACUUUUGAAGGUAUUGCCACAUUUCCUCAUGCCUAUUUAAUCAAUUCUAACUUCUGAGGGACUCCUGGUGUUUGCAAGACUUAUUCCACAUUGUAUUAGAAUCCACAGGUCCAUGAAAGAGAAUUUGUCUUCCAGUUCUAAGUUAUUCAAAUCAUGUUAGGAUGAAAGCAUAAGCAGAUCAAUAUGUUCUCCAUCAAAUAAUUUUAAAACAAUGAAUAAGCUAUUGUUUAGUUGUCUAUAUUCCUCCAUUUUGUUAUAUUUGAAUUACUAAACACUUUAUCAUCAAGCUGUACUUAGUCUAACUUAUUUUUCUUUUGCUAUUUUACAACUAGUUUUAAACUCUAAUAUUCAUCUUGGGCGAUGUUUACAACAAGGUGCUUUUCUUCCAUUUUCAGUAUAAAUAUUUGGGGAUUAUUUGGGUCCUAAUUCCUUGCAUGGUCAUCUGUUGGCUAUUUUAGGUUGGUUUGUAAUUUCUAAAGAGUUAUGUUUACAGCAAUAAAAUGAUUCAUAUGCCUUCA
Odocoileus virginianus texanus is the source of this 7192-nucleotide messenger RNA. NCBI's taxonomy places the organism in Eukaryota, Metazoa, Chordata, Mammalia, Artiodactyla, Cervidae. The record is from RefSeq and is a predicted model, not a curated record.